AUGCAGCUUGCUCCUAUCCUGUGGGAGGAACAAGAUCUUCCCGUUGCGCAGACAAAUCCUCCCGCAAUUGAGAAAGCGCAGUGGUGUUCAGCUUGGCAGCUUGGCAGCUUGGCAGCACGGUCCGGCUGUGGCUGUUCCAACUGGGUGCGGCUGAGGCAGCCAACGACAACAAAACUCCCGCAUCCCAACUCCCCUAGCUAUCCAGGCUAUCCUGUUCUCACCGUGCCACGGCCAAUUGUCGCCCCUGUUCUGCCGUGGAUCAGCCACUAA
Molecule: messenger RNA, 270 nt
Organism: Histoplasma capsulatum G186AR
Lineage: Eukaryota; Fungi; Ascomycota; Eurotiomycetes; Onygenales; Ajellomycetaceae
Exons: 1
Coding region: 1-270 (89 amino acids)
Source: RefSeq, a predicted model, not a curated record